CAAUACAGCCUUUACCCACUGGAAAUAGACCCUCCCACAGAGAGAGAGAGAGGGGUUUGGGUGUUGGAUCUCAUAUUCUAAGAUAUAUUAGAGAGUAAUGGGUAUGGAGGAGGAGACUAGCAGUGCUAGCAUUGAGGGUGGUGCUUCGCUACCUUCGGGUCCUGACGCAAAAAAACGCAGGGUCACCUACUUUUACGAACCCACAAUCGGCGAUUACUACUAUGGUCAAGGUCACCCUAUGAAACCCCACCGUGUACGCAUGGCACACAACCUCAUCGUCCACUACUCCCUCCACCGUCGAAUGGAGAUCAACCGCCCCUUCCCCGCCGCCCCCGAAGACAUUCGCCGAUUCCACUCCGACGACUACGUCGACUUCCUCUCCUCCGUCUCCCCUGAGACCCUCACCGAGACCACCUACUCCCGCCAGCUCAAGCGCUUCAACGUCGGCGAGGACUGUCCCAUCUUUGACGGCCUCUUCAAUUUCUGCCAGGCCUCCGCUGGCGGCUCCAUCGGCGCCGCCGUCAAGCUUAACCGUGGAGACGCCGACAUCGCCAUCAAUUGGGCUGGUGGUUUGCACCAUGCUAAGAAGUCUGAAGCUUCUGGCUUCUGUUACGUCAACGACAUUGUUCUCGGUAUCCUCGAACUUCUCAAAGUUCACAGGCGUGUGCUGUAUGUCGACAUUGAUGUUCACCAUGGUGAUGGUGUUGAGGAGGCCUUUUACACAACUGAUAGAGUGAUGACGGUGUCUUUUCACAAGUUUGGUGACUUUUUCCCGGGCACUGGACACAUUAAAGAUGUUGGGGUGGGCUCAGGAAAAAAUUAUGCUGUCAAUGUCCCAUUAAAUGAUGGAAUGGAUGAUGAGAGUUUCCGUGGUCUGUUCCGAACCAUCAUUCAAAAAGUCAUGGAGGUUUAUCAACCUGAUGCAGUUGUUCUUCAAUGUGGAGCUGAUUCGUUGUCUGGUGACAGGUUGGGUUGCUUCAACUUGUCUGUGAAAGGUCAUGCAGAUUGCCUUCGUUUCCUUAGAUCUUUCAAUGUUCCCCUAUUGCUCUUGGGGGGCGGAGGAUAUACUAUUCGGAAUGUUGCUCGUUGUUGGUGUUAUGAGACAGCAGUGGCAGUAGGAGUGGAGCCUGAUAAUAAGUUGCCUUAUAAUGAAUAUUAUGAGUAUUUUGGCCCAGAUUAUACUCUCUGUGUAGAUCCAAGCAACAUGGAGAAUCUAAACACACCGAAGGAUAUGGAAAAAAUAAGGAACACACUACUAGAACAGAUUUCCCGACUUCCCCAUGCUCCCAGUGCACCUUUCCAGGCAACACCAUCAACCUUGGAAGUUCCAGAACAGGCUGAAGAGGACAUGGAUAAAAGACCGAAACGUCGUAAAUGGAAUGGUGAAGAUUAUGAUUCUGAUUAUGAUGAAGAUGAAAAGACUAUUUCUAAAUUCCCAAAAUUAACUGUCCAUAUGAGGGAUGUCGCAGAUGACAUGGAAGAAGAGAAGCCAAAAGUGCAUCCAUCAUCUUGACGCUGAUAGAACAGAGCAAGUUCUUGCACAGCAUGCUUUUAUUGUAAUAUUCAACGUGAAUUUUUCUGUUUGUGGGGGAGGUCAUACCUUCGAGUUAUAUAAUAGGAUUUUAUAAGAGUUAUGUUGUAGGAAAAGUGAUUGUGUAAUGUUAUAGAGAUUCGUUUUGCGUACCAUAAUUUAUUUUUUUUCUUUUUUCUUCAAAAAGUGUGGGCUCCAUAAAAUGUUGUUUGUGUAGGAAAGUUUGUUGUGUCAUGACUCAUGUUAAAUGACAAAUGUAAACUCCUAUAUAAUAUUACAUAAACAACUCUUGA
Molecule: messenger RNA, 1824 nt
Organism: Gastrolobium bilobum
Lineage: Eukaryota; Viridiplantae; Streptophyta; Magnoliopsida; Fabales; Fabaceae
Product: histone deacetylase 6-like
Exons: 6
Coding region: 98-1513 (471 amino acids)
Molecular function (GO): histone deacetylase activity
Source: RefSeq, a predicted model, not a curated record